AUGUUGAAGCAUCCUCAAUUGGGACAAAAGGUUAUACUACCAUCUUCAUUUACAGGUGAUAAACGUUAUAUGUUUAAUAAUUGCCAGGAUGCUAUGGCAAUUUGCAAGCAUUAUGGUUAUCCUGAUUUGUUUCUCACUAUUACUUGUAAUCCAAAUUGGCCUGAAUUUCAAAGAUAUACCCGUCGUGAAGGGAUUCCAAUUGUUGAUAGACCGGAUAUUUCUUGUCGAGUUUUUCAUGCUAACCUGAAGUGUCUUCUAACUGACCUUAAAGGUGGCACUUUUUUCGGUCCUCUCAAUGCUGGUAUGUAUACAAUCGAGUUUCAAAAAAGAGGUCUACCCCAUGCACAUUUUUUCCUUUGGCUUGAUAGAAGAAACACGUUGCAGAAUGUUGAACUUGUUGAUGAAUUAAUUUGUGCAGAAUUACCUAAUCUUGCAACAUUUUCUAAUUUGUAUAGGAUGGUCAUAAAAUAUAUGAUUCAUGGUCCGUGUGGUUGAAUACGACCGACUUCUCCUUGUAUGAAAGAUGGUAAAUGUUCAAAGUUUUACCCUAAGCAGUUUGUGAAUGAGACUACAUUUGA
This is a messenger RNA of Arachis ipaensis, 578 nucleotides long. The record is from RefSeq and is a predicted model, not a curated record. Lineage: Eukaryota; Viridiplantae; Streptophyta; Magnoliopsida; Fabales; Fabaceae.